Molecule: messenger RNA, 3038 nt
Organism: Lactuca saligna
Lineage: Eukaryota; Viridiplantae; Streptophyta; Magnoliopsida; Asterales; Asteraceae
Source: the annotation of a GenBank genome assembly
AUGAGUUGCCCUCCUCAAAGCUCAUUUCAGGUUUGGACUGAGAUUCCUUUAGAAGAAAAGGUACACGUGCAGGGUAUUCCUGGUGGUGAUCCUGCAUUGUUUAGUGGGGUGUCUCCACUUUUCAGUCAACAGCUUUGGAAGUGCACAGGAUAUGUUCCAAAAAAGUUUAAUUCUCAAUACAGGGAGUUCCCUUGUUGGGAUGAAAGACAGGAUGAUGAUGAUGAUGAUGAUGACAAAGACAAUGAAGGACUUGAAAAUCCUGCCUGUAAAGGGGCUGAUGCCUUGUUUUCAUUGUCAACUUCUGGUGGCAAUAAAAGCCAUGCUAAUGAAGGAGGUAUUUUGGAUAUGGGCCCACCAACUACUGAUACUAAGAAGCAAGAUGUGAGAAAGGAAAGAAGCUUAUUGAAGCCUAGUGUGAUUCAUUCAAGCAACCAAAAGAAAGAUGAUUCUAAGGUAAUCAAGGACCAAAACAGGAAGAAAAAUGUCAAAGCGAUGGAUAAAGAUGGAGAUUCUAAGAAGAGAUCUUUUGAAUCAGUGUCCACCAUGUCAAGUGAUGCAAAACAAUCAGAAUCAUAUGAAGGCAAAGAUCAUAAGGCUUCCAAGACUGAUAAACAAAGUUUUAAACCUGAAAGCUCAAGAACAGAUGUGCAGGACAAUCAUAAAUCAGAAGAUAACAUCCCUUUAUCUAGUGGACAACCUUCAGAGAGUGUACCCAUUGAUGAUUCAAUACUAAAUCCCUCAAAAGAAGAAAAACAAAUACAAGAAAAAGAUGGAAAUCAAGUUCCUACGAAUGUGGAGAUUUCUGAUGGCAUGGCAUCAUCACUAAAACAGAAUCCUGUUGAAACUAGUAGCAUUAAAGAUGAGGUUAAGCAUGAUGAUGUUGAUGAUGCAAAUAACAAUGAAAGAACUUGUAGCACAAGUAAUGGAACUCAGCCCAACAUAACCAAUCUAGAAAAACUAGACUUGACCCCAAAUGUCGAUCUCCAUAUUCCAUCACCACCAAUCGAAGUAAAACCAGUAGAAACCACCCAUCCUGAAAAGACUUCUAAUUACCAAAAUGCCCCCGCUAGUGAUUCAAAGUUAGAUAGCUCCAAGACCUUGACCCAAGAUCCAAAAACUUCUGAUGAUCGUUUAUCUCCAAUUUCUGAAGUGAAAAAGGAAUCUGCAUCUGUAUCUGUGACCCAUAAGGUGCAAAAUCAUGUUGAUACUCAUACUCAAUCAGAAGGCCCACCUAAAUCACAUGGAACUGUUACAAAUCAUCGCAAAAUUACAGAUGUUUCUGAGAAGCCAAAAAAUAUUGUAAAAGAACUUCCGAAAUCAUCCUCGACUUCUGCACUAAAAUCAUCACAUUUGAGCAAAUCUUCACAUGUACCCAAAAAGAACUCGUCUGAUUCCAAAGAUCCUGCAGUCUUAUCAUCAUCUAAAGCCACCACCACCACCACCCCCGCCCCAGAUUCCGGUGACUCUGCAAAUUCAUUGAGAUGUGAAAGUGGUGGUGGUGCAAAUGAACAGAACAACAAAAGCACUUCAGAAUCAUCACAAAAAGGUGAAAAGGUUAAUCAGAUAAACAACAACAGACAACAGGCUGCAAUUAAACAUGUUGUUCACCCUCCUCCAUCUACAAACUUAAGUGAUGAAGAGCUUGCUUUGCUUCUUCAUCAAGAGCUGAAUAGCUCUCCAAGAGUUCCUCGGGUGCCACGUAUGCGCCAUGCUGGCAGCUUACCUCAGCUAGCUUCAACCACACCCACAAGCACAUUAAUGAAACGGACAUCAAGUUCUGGAGGAAAGGAUAUGAAUAAUGGGCCAAGAAAAAGAAACAAGGAUGUAACAAAUAAUGUUGAGGGGGCAAAAAAAGGUUCAAGGAGACAUGAGACUUUGAAAAAUAAUGGAUCAACCAAUAAGAGUGUGCCACCUGUCUCAACAACUGUAAGCAGCGGGCCAUCUUCUUCUAAUGAAGCUAAUGAACAUAACAUGUCGUCACCUCAAAAUGCUUCUGAUGAUGAACUUCCUACCCAUCGCACUUUACCAGGCUUGAUUGCUGAGAUUAUGAGCAAAGGAAAGCGAAUGACAUAUGAAGAGCUCUGCAAUGCAGUUCUACCGCAUUGGCCUAAUUUGCGUAAGCAUAAUGGAGAGAGAUAUGCGUAUUCAAGUCACUCGCAAGCUGUUCUUGAUUGUUUAAGGAACCGAAGUGAAUGGUCAAGAUUGGUUGACCGUGGUCCCAAGACAAAUGCAGGUAGAAAAAGACGAAAGUCUGAAGCUGAUGCACAAAAUGUUGAAUCUGAAGAAGAAGCAGCAGCAGCAGCAGAAGAAGAAGAAGAUGAUGAUUAUAGCACAGAUAGGAACACAAAGGAUGUAGAUAAUAACAAGAGUGUAGGUGAUGAAUUCCCAAAAGGAAAAAGAAAAGCUAGAAAACACAGGCGACUUGCUAUGCAAGGAACACGGAUGAUCAAAAGGAGACGAAAAGCUGAAGUUGUUAGUGAUGAUGAUGUGGAUUCAUCUUCUUCUUCUGAUUCUAGUGAAGAAAGUGCAUUCAGUGAUGAAGGUGGAAAAACAUCGGUUGCAAAUGAAGCAUCUGCCAGUUCAGAGUCAUAAUGUUUACUAUUACCAGUUGACUUUUGUUGUAUGAUAUUAGAGUGUUAGAUGUAUAACUAGAGCUUGUAUUAUUAAAAAGAUGAAAUCUUUCUAACGUGAUUCUUAUCUUUAUAGAUAAAGAGGCUAAAUGGGUAAUGAUUUCUAUCUGAAUAAACUUUGAUUAAGUUGCAAAAAGAUAUAUAAAGAUGAGAGGAUACAAUUAUACAUGAAUAUGAAAAACCUAAAGCAUCGAAUGAAAGAAUAGAAAUGGAUACUAAUAAUAAUAAUAAAGAAAUACAAUUUUCCUCCCUUCUUCUCUCUUUAUUGAUUGUGAUCGUCUCUGAUUGAUGGCUUUUCAUGGCAAUGAAAUCGAAAUCAAAAUCAAGAUCAAACCCACCGCCGAUAAUAUUCCGAUACUUCUCCUCCAAAUGAGUCUUUCCUGUAAAAAAAAAAAAAAAAAAAAAAGA